Molecule: messenger RNA, 2648 nt
Organism: Lemur catta (Ring-tailed lemur)
Lineage: Eukaryota; Metazoa; Chordata; Mammalia; Primates; Lemuridae
Gene: NAA35
Product: N-alpha-acetyltransferase 35, NatC auxiliary subunit
Exons: 23
Coding region: 138-2315 (725 amino acids)
Biological process (GO): N-terminal peptidyl-methionine acetylation
Cellular component (GO): NatC complex
Source: RefSeq, a predicted model, not a curated record
ACGCAUGCGCGCACGCGGCUGGUCGGGCUGGGCUGAGAGGGGAGGGGGCGGCGGCGGCGGCGGCUGAGGCGUCGUCGUUAUUUCCGUGCUUCGGACGGUGCGUGGCGGCGCGGGUGACCACGGGAGAAGUAGGCAUAAUGGUUAUGAAAGCUUCUGUAGAUGAUGAUGAUUCAGGAUGGGAGCUCAGUAUGCCAGAAAAAAUGGAAAAAAGCAAUACAAGCUGGGUGGACAUUACCCAAGAUUUUGAAGAAGCUUGUCGAGAAUUAAAGUUGGGAGAACUGCUUCAUGAUAAGCUAUUUGGUCUUUUUGAAGCAAUGUCUGCUAUUGAAAUGAUGGAUCCCAAGAUGGAUGCUGGCAUGAUUGGAAACCAAGUUAAUCGAAAAGUUCUCAAUUUUGAACAAGCUAUCAAGGAUGGCACGAUUAAAAUUAAAGACCUCACCUUGCCUGAACUGAUAGGGAUAAUGGAUACAUGUUUUUGCUGUUUGAUAACUUGGUUAGAAGGCCAUUCCUUGGCACAGACAGUAUUUACGUGCCUUUACAUUCAUAAUCCAGAUUUUAUAGAAGAUCCUGCCAUGAAAGCUUUUGCCCUGGGAAUCUUGAAAAUCUGUGACAUUGCAAGGGAAAAAGUAAAUAAAGCUGCUGUUUUUGAAGAGGAAGAUUUUCAGUCAAUGACUUAUGGAUUUAAAAUGGCUAACAGUGUGACAGAUCUUCGAGUUACAGGCAUGCUAAAAGAUGUGGAGGAUGACAUGCAACGAAGAGUAAAGAGUACUCGAAGUCGACAAGGAGAAGAAAGAGAUCCAGAAGUUGAACUAGAACACCAACAAUGUUUCGCAGUAUUCAGCAGAGUGAAAUUUACUCGAGUGUUGCUGACAGUGCUUAUAGCCUUUACUAAGAAAGAGACCAGUGCUGUUGCAGAAGCUCAAAAAUUGAUGGUUCAAGCAGCAGAUCUUCUUUCUGCCAUUCAUAAUUCAUUGCAUCAUGGCAUCCAGGCCCAGAAUGAUACUACAAAAGGAGAUCAUCCAAUUAUGAUGGGUUUUGAGCCCCUUGUUAACCAGAGACUACUUCCACCAACUUUCCCUCGAUAUGCGAAAAUAAUUAAAAGGGAAGAAAUGGUCAACUAUUUUGCCAGAUUAAUAGAUAGAAUAAAAACUGUCUGUGAGGUUGUGAAUUUAACGAAUUUACAUUGUAUCCUGGAUUUUUUCUGUGAAUUUAGCGAACAAUCACCGUGUGUUCUUUCAAGAUCUCUGUUACAAACCACUUUCCUGGUGGAUAACAAAAAGGUCUUUGGAACUCAUCUCAUGCAAGACAUGGUGAAAGAUGCGCUUCGAUCUUUUGUAAGUCCUCCGGUGCUCUCUCCCAAGUGCUGCCUAUAUAAUAAUCACCAGGCUAAGGACUGUAUCGACUCCUUUGUUACUCAUUGUGUUCGGCCAUUCUGUAGUCUUAUUCAGAUCCAUGGGCAUAACAGAGCUCGACAGAGAGAUAAGCUUGGUCAUAUUCUUGAGGAAUUUGCCACCUUGCAGGAUGAGGCAGAGAAGGUUGAUGCAGCACUUCACACUAUGCUGUUGAAACAAGAACCCCAAAGGCAACAUUUGGCCUGUUUAGGUACCUGGGUCCUUUACCAUAACCUUCGAAUUAUGAUACAGUAUCUUCUAAGUGGCUUUGAAUUGGAACUCUAUAGCAUGCACGAGUACUACUACAUAUAUUGGUAUCUCUCUGAAUUCCUUUAUGCAUGGUUGAUGUCAACAUUGAGUCGUGCUGAUGGCUCUCAAAUGGCAGAGGAAAGGAUAAUGGAAGAGCAGCAGAAGGGCCGCAGCAGUAAAAAAACAAAGAAAAAAAAGAAAGUUCGCCCAUUGAGCCGAGAGAUCACAAUGAGCCAGGCAUAUCAGAACAUGUGUGCUGGAAUGUUUAAAACCAUGGUAGCAUUUGACAUGGAUGGCAAAGUACGCAAACCCAAGUUCGAGCUUGAUAGUGAACAAGUCCGGUAUGAGCACAGGUUUGCUCCAUUCAACAGUGUGAUGACACCACCGCCAGUGCACUACCUACAGUUCAAGGAAAUGUCUGACCUCAAUAAAUAUAGCCCUCCUCCUCAGUCUCCGGAACUGUAUGUGGCAGCUAGUAAGCACUUUCAGCAGGCAAAAAUGAUACUGGAAAAUAUCCCAAAUCCAGACCAUGAGGUCAGUAGAAUAUUAAAGGUUGCCAAACCCAACUUUGUGGUUAUGAAGUUAUUGGCAGGAGGACACAAAAAGGAAUCUAAGGUUCCUCCUGAGUUUGAUUUUUCUGCUCACAAAUAUUUUCCUGUUGUGAAACUUGUUUGAGAGAGACUGAGAAGGUGACUAUAAAGGGGCAGUCUAUUUGCAGACCCCACUCUCAAAGGGUAUGUGCACCAGUGUCCAAAUAACGGGAAAUGAAAUGGAUUUCUUGGAUAACACCCCAUUAUAAGGAAUACUUUUAGUUUGACAGCCUUAUAUGAUGUGAAUGAAAACUGCUGUUUUAAAGUGGUUUAUCAUGUUCCAUGGAUGAAACUGAUCUUGAAUGCACUGAUGAACGUUAUGUGGUUUUAUUACAGAUUUAAUCAUAAAUCACUUUUUAUGAAUGAUUGAGUGAAAAUAGUGUUUGUAAAGGUUAAUAAAUUUCUUGACAAAAAUGCA